Messenger RNA from Bipolaris victoriae FI3, 1266 nucleotides. RefSeq lists its product as hypothetical. The transcript has 2 exons. Bases 1 to 1266 code for a protein of 421 amino acids. Lineage: Eukaryota; Fungi; Ascomycota; Dothideomycetes; Pleosporales; Pleosporaceae. Gene Ontology annotation, molecular function: heme binding; oxidoreductase activity, acting on paired donors, with incorporation or reduction of molecular oxygen; monooxygenase activity. The record is from RefSeq and is a predicted model, not a curated record.
AUGUUGACCAUGCGCACUUAUGUUGUCACGUCUCCUUCCCUUGCCGCAGCUGUACAACGCGCGCACUCUACCUUGGACUUCGAUCCACUGGUCGUUGAGAUCAUUCCUCGCGUAUGUCGAACGAGCGCACAAACGAAAAAGAUACUGGAGGAUGCCAAAGCUAAAGAGGAAGGGCGUGUUCCUAUGCAACAAUUAAACCACUUCAGCAAUUUCCUGGAAAACAUCGAAGACAAUAUCGAUGUGGACUUGUUCAGGUUCAUUACAAGACCGCUGAUGGCUGCAUCUAUGCACGCUUUCUACGGCCCCCGAAAUCCUUUUGCGGUACAUCCAGAGCUAGUAGAGAAAUACUGGGAUUGGGAUCACAUGAACCUCGAGCUAGGUGCUGGGGUUUUGCCUCAGUUGACUACAAGAAAGGCUUAUCAAGGCCUCGAGGCCAUUGUUAAAGGCUUCAUCGAAUACACGAACAAUGGUUACCACAAGGAAGCCAACCCUCUAAUGCAAGAGAAGAAACGCAUGCAUAAUUCUGAAGGAAUAUCGGACGACGAGAAUGCGCGACUCGAAUUAGCCAUAAGCUUUGCAAUCAACUCCAACGCUGGGAUCACAUGCUUCUGGGUUCUGAACAACCUCUUCAGCCGCCCCCACCUACUUGGACAGAUUCGGAAUGAGAUUUACCAAAAUGCAUUUGAAGCUCCUGGAACUAUCUCAGUGAACAAGCUCCGAGAUACUUGCCCAUUGCUGAACUCGGUCUUUAGGGAAUCAGUCCGACUCAUCACCCCCAUGGUGUCGGCGCGAUAUAUAACCGAGGACACCAUUCUAGAAGAUAGCUACCUGCUACGUAAAGGUAGUCUCGUGCAAAUCGCUAACGGUGUUAUCCACGCCGAUACUAACAUCUGGGGCGAUGACGCUUCUAGAUUCAAUCCGCAUCGUUUUCUUUAUAGCCCAAGGGGUUCGAAAUCCAAUCAUGACGGCAGUAUCUCUAAUGAGAAAGCAAACAUAGUGCAUGCUGCUGCUUUUAGAGGCUUUGGUGGAGGAACAAACAUGUGUCCAGGACGCCACUUUGCGCAGAUGGAAGUUCUCGGUGCAACUGCUGCUUUAGCGUUGGGCUUUGACAUACAGCCUAUAUCGGGAAAGAGUCAGUUGCGAUGGGACCCACCAAGGAACGAGAACAAGUUUUCGCUGGCGCUGCUUAAGCCGUCGAGGGCCGUGAAUGUGAGGUUCUCAAGAAGGGCAGAAUUUAAGAUGGUGAAAUGGGUUUUGAAGGCUUGA